AUGGCAGCUGCCUCGUCCUCACAGGGGUCAAAGGCAAACAAGGCCAGCAGACAGAGCAUCUCCCUCACCGGCUCCCCAGCUCCCCACCCCGACAACAAGCCCAGCGGCUCGGGCGCGACAACCCCCAAGCGCCGCCCACAGUCAAAACGGCAUAGACGUCGCGGGAAGAAGGCAGGGCUCCAUUCGGCACCAGUGACCGAUACCGACGCCGACUUUAUCGACAUGAGCAACGAAACUACAGACGACAGUGACAUUGAGUUUCUCGAUGGUCCCAGUGCGGCUGGCCCCAGCUCGCGCCCCGACGAGACGGCCGGUGGCGAGGUUGCUGCCACCGACACGAAACGCAAAGGUCGCGGGGACACUGACCUUGAUGCGCCGUCGACACCCUCUACUUCUACCUCAUACCGCCCGACCACCUUUACGCCCUUCCGCCCCAUGACGUUUGGCAUGGUGGUGGACGCCGAGGACGACGACGAACAGGACGAGCAGGAAGAUGGCGAGAUUGUGGAGAGCAGCACACCCGCAGCCAAGACGAGCAAGAACUCGCCACCACCCGGCGACAAGGGCGACCCGGUGCAGUCCAAGCCUGUUGUGCACGACCGUUACGACAGUGGCAAUGAGAGUGUCCUUCUCCUGCCGGGGCACGUCACCAUUGCCAGUGCGCACGCAGAAGGCGAGGAAGGUGAGGAGGAAGACGACAGUCCCAUGGAGGACGUCGAGGGCGUGUACACCGUGGACGAUGACCGCGCAAGACGCGGACACAAGAAGCAGGACUGCCCCGACCCGGCGUCUCGCAGGUUACGAAUCACUGGCUGCGUCCGCUGCGGCGUUCAGGACCACACUGAGAAUUCCUGCCCCCUCAUCUGGCGCGUCUACGUCUACCGUUCUGCCAAGGACCGCGAGGGCGUGCUUGCUAAGAAGGCUGCGUCCAAGGGAUGGGAGCGCGAGGCUCUUGGUGGAAAGGGAGAUGAGUGGUGGUGCUACAACUGCGCUGCAUUGGGCCACCUGGGUGACGACUGCAAGCUGCGCAGAGGCAGUCUCGGCCGCGCGGUAGCCCACUCGGCAUUUUCCGACCACACGGCCUCGAUGGGACCAUUUGGCAACAAUGGAUGGCGCGGCGGCAAGUCCAUGGGCAAUCCCUCCGGCCUCCACCAGCGUUUCGAUGACGACGAGAGGCUGCCCCAUGCCGAACGUUUCCAAGGUGCCGACGCCGGACGCAAGACGCGCGAGAAGGAGAAGGAGAGGCAACGUGACCGCGAACGCCAGGCGGAGAGGGACAGGGACAGACAGCGCCAGCGAGACCGUGACUCUGAGUAUGACCAGUACCGGUCCAGCCGCGACCGCGAUCCUUACCGCCGCGGCCGUGACGCCGACCGCCCGAUCCUCCACGACAGCUACAGGCCAUGGGACUCUGAGCGCCGCCCACGCUCGCCUGAAGGCCGUUACCGUCCAUGGGACUCUGAGCGUCGUCGUGGACGCUCGCGCUCGCCCGAGCGCCGCGACUCUGGACCCAAGGGCAAUGUGUUUGGCAAAAUGUCCAUGCCACCCACACUCGCUGCGCGCAUCUCGUCUCCUGGACCAGCCGACUCGCCGUCCAUUGGCCGUUCGCGUGGUGGUGGAAACGGUCGCGACUCGCUGCUCCAGCGUGCGCUCGCCGCGGACCCGGGACGCGGCAGCGCCUCUCCUGCGCCGUCGAACGCGAGCUCAAACGCCAGCGGCAGCGGCAAGAUGAGCAAGAAGGCCAGGAAGGCCGCCGCCAAAGAGCAUGCGGCCGAGCGCGACUGGGAAGCUACUUGGCGCCGGAGUGGUGCUGGAGGCGGCAACGUUUCCUCAUGGGGCGACGACAUGGACCGCGAGGAGCGCGCGGCGGCGAAGGACGACCGCGUCAAGGCCGGACCGGUCAAGAAGGCUACAAAGGGGCAGAGGUAUACUGGCGGGUAUUGA
Apiotrichum porosum is the source of this 1944-nucleotide messenger RNA. RefSeq lists its product as uncharacterized. NCBI's taxonomy places the organism in Eukaryota, Fungi, Basidiomycota, Tremellomycetes, Trichosporonales, Trichosporonaceae. Gene Ontology annotation, molecular function: zinc ion binding; nucleic acid binding. The transcript has 4 exons. The coding region runs from base 1 to 1944 and encodes 647 amino acids. The record is from RefSeq and is a predicted model, not a curated record.